Molecule: messenger RNA, 1255 nt
Organism: Gracilinanus agilis (Agile Gracile Mouse Opossum)
Lineage: Eukaryota; Metazoa; Chordata; Mammalia; Didelphimorphia; Didelphidae
Gene: CLEC3B
Product: C-type lectin domain family 3 member B
Exons: 3
Coding region: 111-719 (202 amino acids)
Source: RefSeq, a predicted model, not a curated record
GAAGGGUUUCUUGGAUGGAGAGGUUUUGAUUACAGCUGCCUUAAGAAGUCUAGCUCUGUGCAGCUCACUGCCAUUCCAUCCCAUCCCACACUAGAAGGAGGAACAGCAACAUGGAGCUCCAAGGAACCUAUCUCUUCCUGUGUUUCUUCGUUCUUUUCCCCUGGACCAGCACGGAGCCACCCACCCCCAAAGUUAAAAAAGCAGCCAAUGCCAAGAAAGAGGUUGUGAAUGCCAAGGUCAUAGAAGAGAUCAAGAGCCGACUGGACAGCCUGACCCAGGACAUAACUUUGUUGAAGGAGCAGCAGGCCCUCCAGACAAUUUGCCUAAAGGGUGCCAAGAUCCAUCUGAAGUGCUUUCUGGCCUUCUCUCAGGCCAAGACCUACCACGAAGCGAGCGAAGAGUGCAUCUCUCUUGGGGGCACCCUCAGCACCCCACAGAAUGCGGAUGAGAACGACUCUCUCUAUGAGUAUUUACGCAGGGGCAUAGGCACCGAGGCAGAGAUCUGGCUCGGGCUCAAUGACAUGGCGACCGAAGGCAACUGGGUGGACAUGACAGGCAGCAAAAUCAGCUACAAGAACUGGGAGACGGAGAUCACCACCCAGCCGGAUGGUGGGAAGGUGGAAAACUGCGCCGCCAUGUCCGGAGUGGCUGUGGGCAAGUGGUUUGACAAGAGGUGCAAAGAGCGGCUGCCCUUCAUCUGCCAGUUUAUGAUUGUGUAGCUUCCUGGCACGUAGUGAGGGCAGGGGAAGAAUGCAGUGGAGGGAAGAAAAGACAUGAUGACACGAAUGCUGCUAAAAUAGGCCUUGGCUAGCAUGCUCAGCACCGAGGAGACUCUCUAGCCUCUGUAGAUGAUCUGUUUGCAAAUAAAUUCACUGCAGCUUGGAAAACACAUGGUUUGGUCUGUGCCUGGGUCUGGUGAGUGGGGAGGCCACCUUCUAAAGGGGUGGAAAGGAUGCCCACUCCCCUGAGUGACAGAAGUCUCGAGGCAGACUAACUAGGUGCAGUGGCCAUAGACUCUGAACCCAGAUGCAGGUUUGCAGGCCAGACAAAGUCUGUUCUUUUUCAAAAUAUAAUUAAAAGUUCUCUCUGGACUUUUUCUACCGUGUCCCUGCCCAGGGACCUUCUAUUCUCCCCUGCCCCCCCUCCCCGCACUUUCAGCUUCUUUCUGUCAUUUGUUAUUCCACAUUAGACUUAAGCUCCUUGAGGGCAGGAAUGGACUUUCUGCUUAUAUUUGUAUUCCCAGCCCUGAGUCCGG